Messenger RNA from Dendrobium catenatum, 1253 nucleotides. Its product is annotated as protein ENHANCED DISEASE RESISTANCE 2-like. The record is from RefSeq and is a predicted model, not a curated record. The coding region runs from base 100 to 1008 and encodes 302 amino acids. Lineage: Eukaryota; Viridiplantae; Streptophyta; Magnoliopsida; Asparagales; Orchidaceae. The transcript has a single exon.
GCUCCUAAAGUCUUACACCGCAGCUCUAUCCGGUCUCAGCUGCUGCUCAGAGAUAGCAAAAUCCCCUUUCCUUCGCCUGUAAGACUUACGGCGGCAGCAAUGUGCCCGACGAAACACAAGCCCUCGUUGAAGUCCCCGUCGGAUUCCGACGGCGAGUCCUCCUACGACUGGCGGCAGGAGGUCAUCGACGGAGGAUCCCUCCGCCGGGUGGACCUCCACGACGGAUCCAACGGCUGGGCCUCCCCUCCCGGAGACCUCUUCUCCCUUCGUGGUCUCGACUACUUCUCCCGACGCAAGAAGAUUCCAUCCGGCAACUGGCUCCUCCUCCCCGCUGGCGUUGACUGGCUCCGAUCCCCUCAUCGCCUUGACAACGUCCUGGGCCGACCUGACAACCGUGUUUCCGCUGCCCUUCGCCGCGCUCAGUCUCUUGGAAAAUUCCUCAAAUCCUUCGUCUUUGCCGUCAAUCUGCAGGUUCCCGGCCACGAUUGCCACUCCGCCGUCUUCUACUUUGCCACAGACGAUCCGAUACCUACCGGAUCACUGCUCCACCGUUUCAUCCACGGUGACGACGCCUUCCGCAACUCCCGAUUCAAGAUUGUGAAUCGCAUAGUUAAGGGGCCUUGGAUCGUUAAAGCGGCAGUGGGAAACUACUCGGCUUGUCUUUUGGGGAAGGCUCUGGUCUGUAAUUACCAUAAGGGGGAGAACUAUCUGGAAAUUGAUGUGGAUAUUGGGAGUUCAGCUAUUGCCAGUGCGAUACUGAAGUUGGCGCUUGGGUUUGUGACGGCGGUGACUAUUGACAUGGGAUUUGUGAUAGAGGCACAGGCGGAGGACGAGCUACCUGAAAAGUUGAUUGGUGCUGUUAGGAUAGCGCAAAUGGAGAUGUCAGCGGCGGCAUAUGUGGAGCCAGCAAAAGGGAGGGUGGGGGCUACGGCAACGUCGGCGAUAGAGCAGAGAAGGGGAGGACCAGUAAGAAUUGAGCAGGAGAGGGAUGAGGAGGCGGAAGGUUAGGACAAAAUUUUCCCCCUUUUUAUCAUUUCUCCUGAUUUGUAUCUCCACUUCUUUUUUUUGGACGAAAAAAUGCCAGUUUUUCUUCUUUUUGGGGUUCUUACAAAGGAAUCGGCUGGGAAAAAGAAAGAAAAACAGUUUUUUAGGGUUCACAGGGGAUGCUGAUAAUGAUAUUUGCAAUGUUACAUGUUAUAUUAAAAUGCUUACCCUUCUUUCAAUGGAAAUAAAAAAGAAUUACCUUCAUCAGU